Molecule: messenger RNA, 747 nt
Organism: Arxiozyma heterogenica
Lineage: Eukaryota; Fungi; Ascomycota; Saccharomycetes; Saccharomycetales; Saccharomycetaceae
Gene: SPC24
Product: kinetochore-associated Ndc80 complex subunit SPC24
Exons: 1
Coding region: 1-747 (248 amino acids)
Source: RefSeq, a predicted model, not a curated record
AUGUCAAAUAAUUCUUCUACAAAUGCAGUCCACAACAAUAGUAGUUUAUCGGAUUUAAUUGAGUUGAUUAAAACUACAAGACAAGGGUUUAUUAUUCAGGAAGAUUUGGAUGCUAUAACAUCAAUUAAUAACAACAUCAAACAAAUUAAACAACUUACUGUUACCUUUUUGCAAUCUAAAACAAAAGAAAUAAAUGUAUUGCGUGGAAAAGUUGAUAAGAAUAACGAGAGGAAUAACUCUAUAUCUGCGGAUUUAGAUUUGUCCAGGAAUGAAGCAAAGAAAUAUGCUAAUGAAAAUGAAAUAUUAAGAGAGUAUACUCAUAAACUAAAUGAUACUAAAAAUAAACAAGAAGAACUAAAGAAAAAAAUUGAUAUGGUAACUGAUGAAUUGGCAACUUUACAGACAAAUCGAACAAUUGAUCAAAAUAUGUCCAAUAGUCAACUUAAUAAGGGUAAUGAAAGCAUCUAUGACUAUGAAUAUUUGAAGAAAGGUAAAGAAAUUACAUCAUUUGAUGAUAUAACGGUUGACGAAGAGGAUGAUUUAGAAUCGGAUUAUUCUGAUGAUGAAAAGGAUCCUGAUUAUUAUAAAUUGGAAAUUUUCAAAUCAAUGGACAUUGUAGUAGAUCCUGAAACAAGUGAAGUCUUUAUAUCUCGACAAGAUGGUAAGGUUGAUGUACUAUCUUUAGAAGAAAGUAGAAAUGAUUUUUUCAAUAACAAAUUCGUGUGGGAAAGAUUAAGCAAAGAAUGA